AGCGGCCUCGGGGAAGACAGAUGGGGUGAGAGACAGCGCGGGUCCGGCUGUCAGCGGCCGAGCCACGCCGCGGAGGGAGCCCCUCCUCCCGCCGUGCGCGCCCGGCCGGGGCAACCAUGGCGUCCAGCGAGGAGGACGGAGCCGGUAACGGUGCGGUGGAGGAGAAAGAGAAGGGCAAGAAGCGGAAGCUGGGCGCCCUAGCCACGGCCUGGCUCAUCUUCUACAACGUCGCCAUGACCGCGGGGUGGCUGGUAUUAGGUAUUGCCAUGGUGCGGUUUUAUAUACAGAAAGGAACACAUAGAGGCUUAUUCAGAAGCGUUCAAAAGACGCUUAAAUUUUUCCAGACAUUUGCUUUGCUUGAGGUAGUCCACUGUGCAGUUGGAAUAGUUCGCACAUCUGUGCUUGUGACUGGGGUCCAAGUGAGUUCAAGAAUCUUCAUGGUGUGGUUCAUUGCACAUAGUAUAAAACAGAUCCAGAAUGAGGAGAGCGUUAUUCUUUUUCUGGUGGUAUGGACUGUGACAGAGAUUACUCGAUAUUCCUUCUACACAUUCAACCUGCUCAACCAUUUGCCAUACUUCAUUAAAUGGGCCAGAUACAACUUUUUUAUCAUUUUGUAUCCUGCUGGAGUUGCAGGUGAACUGCUAACCAUAUAUGCUGCUUUACCCUAUGUGAAGAAAACAGGAAUGUUUUCACUGAGACUUCCCAACAAAUAUAAUGUCUCCUUUGACUACUAUUACUUCCUAAUUAUUGUCAUGUUCUCCUAUGUGCCAUUAUUUCCACAACUCUACUUCCACAUGCUGCGGCAGAGAAGAAGGGUGCUUCAUGGAGAAGUGAUUGUGGAAAAGGACGAUUGAAUCAAGAUGUGUAACUAUGGUGCUUUUGGUGGAAAACAAAAAGGAGGGUAAAACCUCAGUACUUCCUGUGAUUUUUCUGAGUCCAAGUUUUAAAACAUGGAACAAGAAUAAACAACUGUGCAUAAAAUA
Molecule: messenger RNA, 983 nt
Organism: Empidonax traillii (willow flycatcher)
Lineage: Eukaryota; Metazoa; Chordata; Aves; Passeriformes; Tyrannidae
Gene: HACD1
Product: 3-hydroxyacyl-CoA dehydratase 1
Exons: 7
Coding region: 117-854 (245 amino acids)
Biological process (GO): very long-chain fatty acid biosynthetic process; sphingolipid biosynthetic process; fatty acid elongation
Cellular component (GO): endoplasmic reticulum membrane
Molecular function (GO): 3-hydroxyacyl-CoA dehydratase activity; phosphatase activity
Source: RefSeq, a predicted model, not a curated record